Xiphophorus maculatus (southern platyfish) is the source of this 1388-nucleotide messenger RNA. RefSeq names its product inhibitor of nuclear factor kappa-B kinase-interacting protein-like. Bases 196 to 732 code for a protein of 178 amino acids. The transcript has a single exon. The record is from RefSeq and is a predicted model, not a curated record. Lineage: Eukaryota; Metazoa; Chordata; Actinopteri; Cyprinodontiformes; Poeciliidae.
UCAAGUGCACAAAAUGUUUACACUAGAAACUAAGCAAAAAUACUUGGUAUCAUUUUGUGCUUUUGCAGUGUAUCUCUUAAUUCCUCUAGUUUGUCCUGUAUUUAUUUUCUUGUUAACGCCUAAUUGGUGGAACUGUGCGUAUAUUUUCCGGUGCUGGUUCUGCAGGUUUCCUCAGUCAGGACGGACGUGCGUCGGAUGGACGGUCUGCGGUCCGAGUUGGACUCCGUGUUGUCGCAGGUUGGAGAUCUGGAGGACAAAGCCAGUCAGGUGGAGCGCAGCAUGGUCAAACGCAUCGGAGACGUCCUGGGCAGCAGUGUCGACCGAGUUUCCAAUCUCCGAUCUGCAUCCGAACGCAACACCAAGGCCAUCGACCAGCUCCGCAAGCGAAUCCCUGAGCUGGUCGCCAUGGACGACCAGAUAUCAGCUCGCCUGCGGGAGCUGGAGAGCGGCCGCGCUCGCCUCGUACGGACGCUGACGUUCGCCGCAGACCUCAAACCGAAGGUGGCGUCCAUUAAACGAGACUUCGGAGCGUUUGAGCCGCAGGUGUCCGACUUGACGCUCAGGAUAGGACGACUGGCGGAGGAUCUGUCAGAAAGAGAGCGCGAGAUCGCUGAACUCCGACAGACUUUGCUGAACCUCACAGCAGUGGAGGGAGAUUUAAGUGUUACGACUAAACAGGUCAGUGCGAUAGCUGAUUUAUCUGACAUCGGAGAGAUGCAAAACCUAAAAUAGUUAUGUAUUUUAUCUGAUGAUCACCUGUCAAACUACUGCAAUAAACAUUUUUAAGAAAACAAAUCUAAACUAGCGUGCUUCGCUAGUUUAGAAGCUCGUUUCUCCUGCAUCUGAUUGAACAGUAAGAAGAAAGACGUUCAUCAAAAACAUUUCACAUUAUAUUUCUAUUCUUUCAAAUUGCAAAAACAACCUACCUGAUAAUCCAACACCAGCAAAUAAUGACCGCUAGCUAUUGAUUUGUUCAGAAAAUCCUCACUUUGGGUUUAUAAAAUCUGGUUAAAAUGGGAAAAACUGGAAUUCAGAAAAAUUCAAAUGGGAAACUUUGUAAUUUGGAAAUUGCAAUCACAUUUGUCUAUCAGCUUAAGACUGAAAGUUUUUGCUCACGCUUUGUCAGACUGGAUUGAAAUGGCCCCAGGACUUUAAAUUAGACUGGAGUUUGACUGGGACAAAUUUGAGAUGUGAAUAUUUUGUUGAACUAAACCAAUCAACUGUAGUUCUGGUCGUGCAUUUUGGGUCGUCACCCUGCAGGACAGUGACUUACAGAAGCAUCCCACAGCUUGAUGCUGCACGUCACAUCCUUUCUUAGCUUUUAUUUAAGCAGACAAUUAUGCAACAAUUAGAUUUUGUUGGUUAAAAUACACUAAAUUUUGUGGCUG